Molecule: messenger RNA, 2259 nt
Organism: Klebsormidium nitens
Lineage: Eukaryota; Viridiplantae; Streptophyta; Klebsormidiophyceae; Klebsormidiales; Klebsormidiaceae
Source: the annotation of a GenBank genome assembly
AUGGCCUUAGGCUUUGGAGGGGAGAGCUUCCUGAGCAAUUACAGCCAGCUGUUGGGGGGGCUUUGCAGUCUUUCUGAGCUACGUGGAGCAUCGCAAGCAGCUCAGGACCUGGCCAUUAUGCAGGCUGAUCAUGGAUGCUUCCCCUGGCAAGACUGCAAUGUUAUUGGAGACGGGUUUGCCACCAAGCUCAGAGCCGUUUGUUCUCAUGAUAGAACCAUCUACAUUCUGGACUACCGCUACAAGUGUGUGGGCUGCCCAAAAGCCCAAGGGUCCAAGAACCGCUGCUUUUCAAGCGCCCACCCGAAGGUCCUUGCCGAUCUACCUCCUUUCAUACAGCGCCAGUACGUGGAGCAAUUCCUCGUCACGCAUAGAGGAGCCUUGGACCGGGUGCUCUACAACCUGGUGCGGGGGCUCACUAUUGCUGGGGUUGCUUUUGCUCUAUGCGCACGACUCAUCAAGGAGUCGCACGCGCUGCAGUUCUACGCUUGCAAGGAGACAUAUCUUCUUUACCACGAAGCUCUCCAGAAGAGCGAGAGGUCGUCCAUUAGGAACUUCUUUAAGCCUUCCAAUCCCGCAAGCGUAGGUCCCUCUUCCACUCAAGGGGCUGACCCCUCCCCCCCCCAGCCUGCACAAAUAACGCCCAUUCCUGACUUCGGCGAGUUUGAGUCCGGCACCGGAUACCGCAGCUACGUUCCAAGCACUGGUUACCUGACCAGUGUCUACCUCGCAGAGUUUGAGAGCCGCAAGCAGUGGAUUCACCAGCAGCUGGUGCAUGUUGACGGGCGAUAUGUGAAGCUGGACCAUACGUUCAAGGUAUGCAAAAUGAUCAGGACCGCGGAUGGGAAGAGGGCCUUUCUUGGGGUGAUGACCGUGAUGAACGAGUACGGUCAGAUUGUGUUCCAAAAGAUGACGCAGACGACAUCUCUCGACGAGGUUUCCGGCGACUUCCAGAAGAUCCGGGCUAGAUAUGCGGCCCAUGGCUUCCAGCCCAUGGAGAUCGCCUGGGUGGAUAAUCCCAGGACGACGUCUGCAAAAGUCAAGGCCUCUCUUGGGGUAGACUUGGUGCUGAACGACCCCUUGCACGCCCUGAUGCUUGUGUCGCGCACAAUUCCAGAUGACCAUAGUCUGAAAGGUUUGCUCAUGACCCGCAUGAGCCAGGCAAUGUUCAAGACAGUGGAAGGCGACAAGGCCCUACUGGUGGACUACCUUCGGAGGAGCGGGCUGUCAGAGGGGGAUAUUGUCAGGAAGCCGGCUGCAUAUUUCAAGCGGCACUGCCGGCGUGUCAUUCCGACCGCCACGGAGUUGGUAACUAGACUGGACCAGGUCUUCCAAGGCCUCCAGUACGCGUACGACACAGCCACGGGCGUCACCCUGUUCAACAAGGCCACCACUCAAGCCUUCAUUAACGUCCUCAAACUGGCCGAAGAUGGCCUACUGAGCGAUCCUCUUCCUGUACAGGAGAUGUUCAUCCAAACCGGCACCUGGGGGGGGGGCAUUCCUCGCUACACAGCCAUCCGGGGCUCCAGCCAGCUCGAAGGCUAUCACCGCCACUUGGCACUUGUGCUAUCUGGCGCCAACAACUCCCCGCAGCUUGCCCACGCUCAGCUCUCCGACCACAAGGUCGACUGGAACCGAAGAGCGGCAAUCGCAAAGCGUGGGCAGCGCGAUUAUCUCAUCUCAGAUCUGCGCCGCAUCGAGCGUAUCAAAGCUGCGAGCGCAAGGCUGAACAUGUCGGACCCGUACCCUGAGUACGUGGUGCUCUCCUUCGAGUCAAACGAGCUGUUUGGCUGCGAUGGUGUUCUUGCGGGGCUAGAUGGUGACGCAGUGAGCAGCUUCGAGGCUUUAAGGGAGGCGGAGCUGCCGGAGGUGGUGGAUGAUGGGGGUGCAUCACUGCUUGAGGUUGACUUUGACGAGACCAAAGAGCCCGUGGUCGCCCGAUUCAAUCCACAUGCGCCCCCGAUCGAGGUGCCAGUGGCUACCCCGACCCCGACUCCCAGCGGAGCAACAUGGCCAGCAGAGUUGGUCCCCCCCCGCGCUGCUGUCACGCCCUCCGCCGUCCCGAGGCCAGGCGCACAAUUGCGCAACACCUCAGGCAGCCUGGGGGGCGAGAGAUUCGAGCGGUUUGGCGUGUCCGCAGAGAGUACGAACAUCUCUGCGUUUAGGACACGCCAGCUGCUUCGGGAAGCGCUUGUUCGGAUUUCCAAGUCGGAAAAGUUCGGCUGCUUUGCUCCUCUUGUCUCACUGGUGCCGCCCCCCUAG